CUUCGCUGUUGUGCAUGAUGGUCGAAGCUAGGAAGCAGUUCACGCUGUACAGUCACAAAGGUGGCCCAAACGGCUGGAAAGUGGCUUUGGUACUCUCAGAACUUGGCUUGAGCUCGCGAGUGGAAACGAUCUAUCUCGAUUUCUCGUCUGGCGAGCACAAAAGACCGCCCUACAUUACCCUCAACCCGAACGCUCGCGUACCUACCCUCUACGACGACGAAUUUGUGGUAUGGGAAAGCAAUGCCAUCAUCAAGUACCUCGUCGAUCGAUACGAUCCCGAGCACAAGAUCUCAGCAACCGGUGACGAUAUCUAUCUGCAGGACCAGUGGCUUUCUUUUCAAGCUUCAGGGCAGGGCAGCUACUUCGCACAAGGGGUCUACUUUCACUACUUUGACGAAGACCAGAACGAAGUGGCGAGGACGCGCUACGAGAAUGAGAUCUUGCGCGUCUUUGGCGUGCUAGAGAGUGUCCUCAGCCAGCACGAUUGGCUCGUAGGCGACAAGUACUCCGUGGCUGAUCUGGCAUUCCUGACGUGGAACCAGACCGGCAUCAAAUUGACAAGUCGAGUACCUGACUUCAAGGGGUUCGAGAAAGACUUUCCGUCCGUCGCAAGGUGGCAUGCAAAGAUACUGUCCCGGCCGGCUGUACAAACCGUCCUUGCAGAGAAAGAGCGUCUCACCCGUCGUGACAGCGCUUGA
Messenger RNA from Mixia osmundae IAM 14324, 698 nucleotides. RefSeq lists its product as uncharacterized. The record is from RefSeq and is a predicted model, not a curated record. The coding region runs from base 15 to 698 and encodes 227 amino acids. Lineage: Eukaryota; Fungi; Basidiomycota; Mixiomycetes; Mixiales; Mixiaceae. The transcript has 3 exons.